AUGUUCUUCUUCCUGCUUAACCUGGCCCUCACUGACCUGGGCUGCAUCUGCACCACUGUCCCCAAAGCCAUGCACAAUUCCCUCUGGGACACCAGGAACAUCUCUUAUGAUGGAUGUGCUGCUCAGGUGUUUUUCCUUAUGUUCUUUAUCACAGCAGAGCUUUCCCUCCUGACCGUCAUGUGCUACGACCGCUACGUGUCCAUCUGCAAAUCCCUGCACUACAGGACCCUCCUGGGCAGCAGAGCUUGUGCCCACUUGGCAGCAGCUACCUGGGCCAGUGGCUUUCUCACUGCUCUGCUGCACACAGCCAAUACAUUUUCUCUGCCCCUGUGCCAGGGCAAUGCCCUAGGCCAGUUCUUCUGUGAAAUCCCCCAUAUCCUCAAGCUCUCCUGCUCGCACUCCUACCUCAGGAAAUUUGGGGCUUCUGUUUUCACUACUUCCUUAGCACUUGGCUGUUUUCUGUUCAUUGUUUUCUCCUAUGUGCAGAUCUUCAGGGCUGUGCUGAGGAUCCCCUCUGAGCAGGGACGGCACAAAGCCUUUUCCACCUGCCUCCCUCACCUGGCCGUGGUCUCCCUGUUUCUCAGCACUGCAGUAUUUGCCUACCUGAAGCCCUCCUCCAUCUCCUCCCCAUCCCUGGAUCUGUCCCUGUCAGUUCUGUACUCAGUGGAGCCUCCAGCCCUGAAUCACCUCAUCUACAGCCUGAGGAACCAGGAGCUCAAAGGAGCUCCGAGAAAAUUGAUGACACUCUAUUUUCAGAAGCAUUAAAUGCUCUCUUUUCUUCUGCAGAGCCUUUAGAAUGUAACUCUUUACAAUCUCUCUUUUUUUUUUUUUCCUUAUCUGUCCAUUUUUUGUAGAUAACAUUUUCUACUCUUGUGUUUUGUAGAAAAUACUGUGAAUUACUCUUUGCAUUUCUACAUGAAUAUCUACUUUUCUUUUGGAAGACAAAGACAUGCAUGAGUUCUCUUCCCAUGCAUUUAAAUAAAAGCAAGUGCAUGCCCUC
Oenanthe melanoleuca is the source of this 1000-nucleotide messenger RNA. Its product is annotated as olfactory receptor 14J1-like. Lineage: Eukaryota; Metazoa; Chordata; Aves; Passeriformes; Muscicapidae. Gene Ontology annotation, molecular function: G protein-coupled receptor activity; olfactory receptor activity. The record is from RefSeq and is a predicted model, not a curated record. The coding region runs from base 1 to 765 and encodes 254 amino acids. Gene Ontology annotation, biological process: G protein-coupled receptor signaling pathway. Gene Ontology annotation, cellular component: membrane. The transcript has a single exon.